AAGAAAAAGGAAAAGAUGAAUUAAUUAUAAUUUGUAACUACCACAUAAAAUUUUCAAAUUCCAACUGCUUUCAUUUGAACACCUUUACUCAAAGUACUCAUCCAUGGCUUCCAUUUCUGUUAUUAGUCUCCUUUUGAUCACAGUUUCUGCAUCUCUCGCUGCAACUGUUGUUGAAGAUCUUGCAAACUUAAAACCCCCACCAGAUUUCAACACCACAAUAUCCAACAAUUGUCUCCACAACCCACUUCUUAGAUACUGCAAUUCUUCUUCUCCUUUUGACUUGGAUGGAAUUUUCAGGUCCACCAUUGUUGCUAGUCAUCUCUGCAACGAAUCGAAAAACCCUAAUUGCAUUGAAUCAUUCCCUAAAAUAGACUUAAGAAACCGCCCAAAGAUUGUACCUUUAUACUUAUCUUACAAUUUCUUUUGGAAAUACUGCCCUUUAACCAUUUUAUCAAUUGAUUUAUCAAAUAAUUCCUUAAAGGGUAAUUUUCCAACAGAUGUUUUGUUAUGUACCCAGAUUCAGUCUCUUGAUCUGAGUCUUAAUGCACUAACAGGAGAUGUUCCUGUAAAGAGUUUCUCUUCUCUUUCUAAUCUCACAUUUCUGAAUCUUUCUUACAAUUAUUUCUCAGAAACUAAAAUAUCAGAUUCUCAGUUCUUCAGGAAGUUUAAUGCUUCAAGUUUCUAUCAUUCCGGUCUUCUUCCAAGUCAAAGAAACUAUAAACUCAAGGCUAUAUUUUUAUUAUUAGGGUUUCCAAUAUUUGUGAUCAUAAUAGUAAUCUGUUUUGGUUGGUUAUGUUUUAUAAGACCAGAUUAUUUACCAACCCCGCUACAAAAAAACCACAAAUUUACACCAGCAAUGUUAAAUGCUGCAACUAAUCGAUUUUCCAGGAAAAACUUGGUGGUGAAGAGUGAAGGAAUUGAUAUAUAUAAAGGAAAACCGCGAAAUGGAACUGAAGUGAGGGUAGAAAUUUACAAGGGAAAUAGUUCCAGGGAAGAUCGCCAGAGAUUUGUUAAAGAAUGCAAGGUUCUUGCCCAAUUAUAUCAUAAGAACUUGGUUCAAGUAUUUGGAUGGUGUAAUGACAGGAAAAUGAGGGCAAUUGUUGCAGAAUGGACAGAAGGAGAGAAUGUUGAGAUGUGGCUAUUAGGGUCAGUUCCUCCAUGGAAGGAAAGGUUAAAAGUGUUAAUGGGAGUUGUGGAGGGAAUGUCUUAUUUGCAGGAACAAUGGCCUCAAGUCGGGUAUGAUUUAAGAACUAGUAGUGUGCUUCUGUCUAAUAAUUUAGAGCCACUCAUUUCAAGAUUUAAAGUCGGAGUUCAAAACAGUAGCAUCAAACACAUUUACAAGUUUGGAGUUUUUCUACUGGAAAUGAUAACAAACAGGAGGCCUGAACAAGAUUUUGAGAGGGGUCACGCUGGUUUUAUAGAGUAUAUCAGAAUGAAUUAUCCUGGAAAUUGGCGCAAUUUGAUCGAUGCAAGAAUGAAAUUAUCAGAAAAUAUGGUUGAUCAAGCUAAACAUGGAAUCGGUCUGGGAUUGAUCUGCACUGAUCAAUCAAACAGUAAAUAUCCGAGCUUGAAUCAGAUAUUCAAUAUGUUAACCACAGUCUACAACUCUUGCCCGGUUAAGGCAUCCGAGAAUCGGAGCAGAACUCAUGGAGAUGGAGACAGGACAUAAACGUUCCAUGUCUAGAUAAGCUCACAUUAUACCACUUAAAAUUUCAAUUCUUGCACAUGCUGUAAGUAGAACUUAAUUCUUUCUUUUUAACAUUAGAGACUCUUGUAAGGAAAUGUAUCCUUUGAAUGUCGAGUCUCAUAUUCAGUUAGCUGCUAUACGGUUGUUCUCUCAUGCGUUAACUGAAUUAGGCAUUGCAUUCUUUAGUUUUUACUGAAUCAACUUACACAAAAACCAGCUCAAGGAAAACUCAGUAGCAAAAUAAGAGACAUCAUCAAAACCCAGCCAUACAUUCCAUAGGAAAAUCAACAGACCUAUUUCUCACAUAACCACAAUAUACUUCUGCAGAAUCUUGCAUUGUUAGUAUUUCAGGAAAAAAACUUAGAAAUGGAGUUGAGCUUUGGACGAAAAACAAGAUUACAGCAUAAAAAAGACAAGUCAUUUGCUUGUACAACAUUGCUUUUCACAUGUAAGUUAUUUUACGCAAAUCAAAUUACCACACAAUUCAGCCACAUGCAAUGCAUUCCCAUUCCUUUUUAUCAAAC
Jatropha curcas is the source of this 2211-nucleotide messenger RNA. Its product is annotated as Leucine-rich repeat protein kinase family protein. Gene Ontology annotation, biological process: protein phosphorylation. The record is from RefSeq and is a predicted model, not a curated record. NCBI's taxonomy places the organism in Eukaryota, Viridiplantae, Streptophyta, Magnoliopsida, Malpighiales, Euphorbiaceae. Gene Ontology annotation, molecular function: ATP binding; protein kinase activity.